Molecule: messenger RNA, 1783 nt
Organism: Ilex paraguariensis (yerba mate)
Lineage: Eukaryota; Viridiplantae; Streptophyta; Magnoliopsida; Aquifoliales; Aquifoliaceae
Source: the annotation of a GenBank genome assembly
AUUCAUUCCUUUUCUUUUCUUUCUAUUCUUUGCCAUUUUGUUAUUUUUGCAGGUUCUUUUCGUGGUAUUGCUACCAAUUAAUGAAUAAUAUGAUGAAGUGUCGACGAGGAAGAAGCUCAAUCUCCUUGAUCAUUUUGCUUUGUUUAGUCAAUGAUUUUAUAAAUGUUUCAGAGGGAGGUGACCAAUCACAUAUUAUGAGGUUUGAAUUGAUUCACAGGCACUCCACUCGACUUGAAGAGAUGGGAAAGCCGUUUGGUGGUGGGAGGCGGCCUAAGACGACACCGCUGCUUGAGCGCAUCAGAGAGCUACUUCAUAGUGAUAUCCUUCGCCAGCAAACAAUAUCACACGAACAACAUUUAAGAUCGUCAACCGCUAAAGCGAUCCGAAGAAAGGCUUUAGAAGCAACUUCUAAUAACAGUAGUACCAAUCUAAUUCCAAGCAGCAGCCGAAACAAGAAUGGUAUUGCUUCUAUUGAAAUGCCAAUGAGUUCGGGUGCCGAUUAUGGGACAGGCCAGUACUUGGUGGUGUUGAACGUUGGAACACCCCCACAAAAGUUGAUGUUGAUUGCAGAUACCGGAAGUGACUUGACUUGGAUGAAUUGUGACUACCGGUGUCGUGGUGGUGGUCCUAAAUGUAUGUCGUCAUUGACGUCCCAUCAUCGGAAGAGGAGGGUGUUUCAUGCCGAUCACUCCCAUCAUCGGAAGAGGAGGGUGUUUCAUGCCGAUCACUCCGCCUCUUUUAGGACAGUUCCCUGCUCCUCAACAAUGUGCAAAAUCGAAUUCAUGAAUCUCUUCUCUCUUGCUCGCUGCCCCUCCUCUUUGACCCCUUGCGCCUACGAUUACAGGUACUCAGACGGGUCAGCUGCGCUGGGUUUCUUCGCCAAGGAGACGGUAACAGUUAGUCUCAGCGAUAUAAAGAAGAUGAGGCUGCAGGACUUGCUCAUCGGAUGUAGCGAGUCUCUUCGGGGCCAGAGCUUCCGGGAAGCUGAUGGUGUAAUGGGGUUGGGCUACAGCAACUACUCUUUCGCCUUAAAAGCUGCUGACAAAUUCGGUGGCAAGUUCUCUUACUGCCUGGUUGAUCACCUAAGCCCCAAAAACGUCUCUAAUUAUCUCACCUUUGGUGCUUAUGAAGAAGCAGAAGCAGAAGCAGAAGCAGCAAGGCUAAAGAGUAUGCAAUAUACCAAGCUUGUCCUGGGUGUGAUCAGUGCCUUCUAUGCUGUAAAUGUGAAGGGCGUCUCUAUUGGCGGCAUAAUGUUAAAAAUCCCAAGUGAAGUAUGGGAUGUUAAUGGUGUUGGAGGAACAAUCCUUGAUUCUGGUUCAAGCCUGACGUUCCUAACUUUACCAGCAUACCGGCCAAUAAUGGCUGCAUUAGAGGUGUCCCUGGUGAAAUUUGAAAAUUUGAGGUUAUUGGACGUAGGACCACUCGAGUACUGCUUUAAUUCUUCUGGAUUCUACGAGUCUUUGGUGCCAAGGUUAGCAUUUCAUUUUGCAGAUGGUGCACGAUUCAGACCACACGUCAAGAGUUAUGUUAUUGACGCAGCCGAGGGAGUGAAGUGCCUCGGCUUCGUAUCAACAAUUUGGCCCGGUGCUUCUGUGAUCGGCAAUAUUCUCCAACAAAACCAUCUUUGGGAAUUUGAUCUAAUCAGAAAUAAGUUGGGUUUUGCUUCCUCUACCUGCACCUGAAUUAAUGACCUGAGAGUAAGCACUCCUAUAUAUUGUGCUUGUCAUCUUAUUUCUCUAAUUACUAUAAGUUUUAAAGUGUAUCUAAGCAACUCUUCUCAUCC